Raphanus sativus (radish) is the source of this 1053-nucleotide messenger RNA. RefSeq lists its product as uncharacterized. The transcript has 5 exons. The record is from RefSeq and is a predicted model, not a curated record. Lineage: Eukaryota; Viridiplantae; Streptophyta; Magnoliopsida; Brassicales; Brassicaceae. The coding region runs from base 70 to 852 and encodes 260 amino acids.
CGUUUGGCUGACAGAAAAAAGAAAAACAAUUUAGAGAAAAUAUUAUCUAAAGCUGAGAGAAGAUUGGCAAUGGGUGAAUCUGCAGUUCUGUUUCAUUCACAUUCGUUCGCAGCUCCUUCUUCACGUCAUGAGGAUAAUACGAUCCAUGCGCUUAGCCAAUCAGUCUCCUUUGGGAGAUUCGCGACAGAGAAUCUUGAAUGGGGGAAGUGGUCAAGUUUCUCGCACAAAAAGUACGUCGAUGAAGCAGAGAAAUACUCUCAGCCUGGUUCCGUUGCUCAGAAGAAAGCUUUCUUUGACGCUCACUACAAGAGAAUAGCUGAAGCUAAGAAAGCAAAACAAGCACAGCCGGAAAGUGUUGAGGUGUUGCUAAAAACUUUGGAGACAUUGACUAAUCAGGAUGAAGUUAAGGAAGAACAGAGUGGUGAAACAGAGUUAGUCUUGGGUGGUGAAGAAGACGUUGUGGAAGCUAACACCGUGAUUGAAGAAGAUGGUUUACAGGCUGUUAUUGAAGUGCUUGAUGGUCUGGAAGAGAACGAGAGAUCUGCUGUUGAAGAAGAGGUAAAAUCUGUAACCAAGAACUCAUCGUUGCAUAGAUCAGAAGCUCCAGACAAACCAAUGGAGCUCGUUGUCACACGGAAAACAAGUGAAAAUUUGAUGAAUAACAAGGAAAAACCAGUUCGUCAGAGAUUCAGUUUAUUGAAGCUUUUGAUGGGAAACACUAAGACUCAACGUCAGAACUCCAAGAAGAAGACAGAUAAGAAACCAAUGAAACCAUUUCUAUGUCUUUGCUUCAAUUCUGAUGUGGUCGGGGAAACAAAAGGGCCAACAAAAACUCAGAGGAGGAAUCUCUGAGAAUAAAAGAUAGAUUCUUCUUCUAAUGUUGGUUACAAAGCUUUUAGAAAGAUCUGUCAUCGGAUUCAAAGUAUGUAGCAAAAUAGAAUCUUUUUGAGUGCACAGUGGCAAAAACACAAAACUGGAACACCCAGAAGAGAGCUGGCUUCGUUUUCUUGUAUUGUAUAUAUUUUCAAUGAAAUAAACUGGUUUCUUUUUCAA